AUGAUGGAGAGGUUUCAACAGACUGAGGAGCACCUGCAGGCUUUGCUCAGCAGUACCCCUGAGGCGACGGCCAGUCCACUUCGCCUGUCAGCCAGGGAUUGGUCAGCAUGGCGCAAGCGACUCACACGGCUCUGGUCCCUCAGGUAUCACAAGAUCGGCAGGAAGGGGAAGAUAGAGGUGACCCCCACCAAACAGAUGGGGACAAAGGAGGACCUGAGUGUUGCAUACUCACCGGGCGUUGCUGAGCCAUGCACGUCCAUUAAGAAGGAUGAGAAAUACGUGUUUGAGUACACAGCAAAGGGCCAUCUUGUUGGUGUUGUGACGAAUGGCACUGCUGUUCUGGGUCUGGGCAACAUCGGCCCUUUGGCAGCCAAGCCUGUCAUGGAGGGCAAGGCAGUGCUGUUCAAGAAGUUUGCUGACCUGGAUUCUUUUGACAUCGAAAUUGAUGAGAAGGACCCUGAGAAGUUGGUGGACAUCAUAUGUGCCCUUGAGCCAACGUUCGGGGGCAUCAACCUGGAGGACAUUAAGGCCCCUGAGUGCUUCUAUGUUGAAAAAGAGUGUCAGAGGAGAAUGAACAUACCAGUGUUCCACGACGACCAGCAUGGUACCGCCAUCGUGGCGGGCGCCGGCCUCCUGAACGCCCUUGAACUCAUCGAGAAGGAGAUUGCUGAUGUCAGGGUGGUCGUGUGUGGCGUGGGCGCCGCUGGCUUCACAUGCGCAAAGCACUUCCUGGCCCUUGGUGUGCAGCUCAAGAACAUGCUGGCAGUGGAUGCCGACGGUGUCAUCUACACAGGACGGGAAGAUUUGGUGGAUGGCAAUUACCUGGUCGACUUGGCGGUUGAUACGCCAAAGCGGACACUUGAAGAGGCUAUCCAGGGGGCCGACGUCUUCUUGGGCCUCUCAGUGGGGAACCUCUUGACCGAGGACAUGAUUCGGGCCAUGGCGCACGACCCCGUGGUGUUCGCCUGCGCCAACCCGACUCCUGAGAUCAGCCCGCAGCUGGCGAGGGCGGUGCGCGAUGACGUCAUCAUCGCCACGGGCCGCAGCGACUUCGCAAACCAGAUCAACAACGUGUGCGCAUUCCCCUACAUCUUCCGCGGCGCAUUGGAUUGCCACGCAAGAGCCAUCAACGAGGAGAUGAAGCUUGCAGCGACGCACGCCAUCGCCAGACUGGCAAAGAGCCCUCCGCUCCGGCGGUCGGGCUCCAGCGCGGACUUGGCAUCGCCAACUCUCCUACAGGGCUCCCACAACUUGGAGGAAUGCGUCUUCGGUCGCGAUUACAUAAUCCCCAAGCCCUUCGACGAGCGGCUCAUGGCAGAGGUGGCAACUUCGGUGGUGGAGGCCGCCAUCCUGACGGACGUCGCGCGGGUGUGCGACAUAAACGUACAGGAGUACAGCAAGAGCCUCGCCGACCUGUCGGAGACCAUGAGAAGGACUCAGUGA
Messenger RNA from Ostreobium quekettii, 1443 nucleotides. Lineage: Eukaryota; Viridiplantae; Chlorophyta; Ulvophyceae; Bryopsidales; Ostreobiaceae. The record is from the annotation of a GenBank genome assembly.